This is a messenger RNA of Magnusiomyces paraingens, 816 nucleotides long. RefSeq lists its product as uncharacterized. The record is from RefSeq and is a predicted model, not a curated record. Gene Ontology annotation, biological process: positive regulation of catalytic activity; deadenylation-independent decapping of nuclear-transcribed mRNA; deadenylation-dependent decapping of nuclear-transcribed mRNA. Gene Ontology annotation, molecular function: mRNA binding; enzyme activator activity. The coding region runs from base 1 to 816 and encodes 271 amino acids. The transcript has a single exon. Lineage: Eukaryota; Fungi; Ascomycota; Dipodascomycetes; Dipodascales; Dipodascaceae. Gene Ontology annotation, cellular component: P-body.
AUGCAGAAUAUUCCAUCAGGACCCGGAUCUCAAAGUAGCAAUGGGUCAUUAUCGUCAUCUUCUUCAAACAAACGACGAUCCGGUACAUCGCGGCGUUUAAGAGCUCAAGGAACAGAAAGCAGAGGACCUGGAUCGGAGCGAACAUCUUCAGGACGCAGUAGUCGAGCACACAACCGGAGCAGUGGCAGUAACAAUAGUAUAAAUAACAAUAAUAAUCUGAGCAACAACAACAUCAACAACAACAUCAACAACAACAUCAACAACAACAUCAAUAACAAUAUUAACAAUAAUAGCAACAAUAUAUCGACAGUGGCACAAUUAAAGACUUUGGACGAAACAGCUAAAUAUUAUAUCAACUAUGGCGUGCUGGCGUUACACGACCCAAAACUUGGACAAAUCUUUCUGGCAACAACCGUGUGUAAUGUUUAUGUUUAUGACUACGAAACCGAGGGCUGGAAUAAGUCCUUUUGUCAAGGUCCAUUAUUUUUAUAUUCCCGCGUUGUCCCCGAGAGCAAUAGUCCCGAGGCUCGUGGACUAGACGCAAACGCCGAGCAUCAAGAGGAUGAUCCAGGAACAUAUGCACCAUACGCGUUACUGGUGCUCAACAGACUGUCUCUUGAUAAUUUCUCGCUGGCUGUGACUCCCAAGAGCGUGGCAGAAAAGCGUGGGGUGGAGACGGUAAGCAUGUAUCGUGAUGGGGAUUUCUUGAUUGUACAGUCGCCGGACGACACGACUUAUGGUAUUUAUUUGUACAAGGAAGCUGAGCGUGAGAAUUUACUAUCGACUGUUGAAUGGUGUUUAAAUGUUGAUUUAUGA